AUGCUUAGAUUUGGCACUCGUAGGCUCUUUUCGACAGGUGGAAGGUUGAAGGUACAGCAAGUGCCGCCUCCGACACAUUUUUCGAACCAACCGCCCACUCAUUUCAACAAUAUUACAACCUCUUCCCCCAUCUCUCCCGCGAACCAUACUGUUAACCUUGAAAAUCAGCAAUCACCGACCACGUCGCCCUCCACAUCGCUGUCGUCGUCCAAACAUCUUCGAGAAUUGACCAUCCUUUUCACUAUUAUAACGCUCUCGUUCCUCACGGUGGACAACUACAUAAAUAGAAUAAAGCUCGAAAAACUCAUUAACGAGACUACGAUGAUAAACAUCAAGACAUUGAAAACUCAACAAGUCAAUUUCAAUGCUGCACAGAAACGUAAGAACUUGCAAAUAAUUGGCGAGAGAAGAGAUAACAUGAAGAAGUUUACAAAAAUGGGGCUCCACAUCGCCAUGCUCAGAAAGCAAUUAAUAGAGUUGGGCCACGAUCCUGCUGCAAUUGAAAAUGUUUUGGCGGAAUACGAGAAAAAUGUUAAAGUAAAUUCAUCAGUGAACAACGUCAUUGACCAAGUCUUGUACUUGAGUGAUGAUUCCAAUUUGAAGGAAUACUAUCCAAGCAUACACGAAUACGAAAAGGCAGGGGGAAAAUAG
Molecule: messenger RNA, 651 nt
Organism: Dujonia railenensis
Lineage: Eukaryota; Fungi; Ascomycota; Pichiomycetes; Serinales; Debaryomycetaceae
Source: the annotation of a GenBank genome assembly